UUGGCUAAAACCCUACUCCCAUCCCCUCUCCUCCCAACCCCAUUUGAACUUUCAUCAAAUACCCUCUCGUACCAAUAUUUCUUCAUAAUUUCUUGGUUUAAAUUUCUCAUGGGGGCGUUUCAACUUCAAUCUCGUCUUCAAGUUUCGAAGAUUUUGUCUUCAACUAUUCGGAAAUGGGAAAUAGAUUUUCCUCUCCUCCACAACCCAUUGCGAACGCCGGAUUUCUCACUCUACCCUGCGCAAUCUCGUCGUUUUGCCUCCAAUUCCAUGGAUGACGAUCAUGCCUUCUCGGAUUCCGAGCCGAUAAACACUCCGCCGCAACGUCGUUUUCCUCCAGAUCAUCGCGAAGCUCGUCGUGUUCCCAGAGGGGGAGUAACUGCUUCUUACGAUAAUCGAAAUCAACGCUUUAAUAGGCAUUCAGAAGGUUCCUCUUCUCGAUUCACAAAUGAAGGGUCGACUUCGCCACAAAGGAGUGAGUCUUUAUCUCAGAAAGAUUUUAGCUUUCUUGAAAAAUUCAAGCUGAAUACUGAUAAUCAGAGUAGUGGUAAAGAGAAAACUGAGGAGAACUCUUCUUCUGCUCCGGUGUCUGAAUCAAUGCUGGAGAAGCAGCAGUCGGAACCGCAGCGUCCUCCAGAAGCUGAUGAGAUAUUCGGGAAAAUGAAGGAGACUGGUUUAAUUCCCAAUGCUGUUGCUAUGCUUGAUGGGCUUUGUAAAGAUGGACUUAUACAAGAAGCAAUGAAGCUUUUUGGUUUGAUUCGUGAGAAAGGUACAAUUCCAGAAGUUGUGAUUUACACUGCUGUUGUUGAUGGGUUUUGCAAGGCGGAGAAGUUUGAUGAAGCGAUUAGGAUUUUCAGGAAAAUGCAGCAUAACGGUAUUCCUCCAAAUGCCUUCAGUUUUGGUGUCUUGAUUCAGGGAUUGUACAAAUGCAAAAAGUUAGAUGAUGCUGUAGCAUUUUGCAAUGAGAUGUUAGAAUCUGGGCAUUUACCAAAUCUUACCACUUUUGUUGGCCUAAUUGAUGCGUUAUGCAAUGAGAAGGGUGUGGAUGAAGCUCAUAGUGUUGUAGAAACCUUUAAACAAAAGGGAUUCUUGAUUGAUGAGAAAGCUUUAAGGGAAGUUUUGAAUAAAAGAGCCCCAUUUUCACCAGAUAUCUGGAAAGUGUUCUUUGGUAAUAGAAAACCCCCAUUUUUCUGAGAUUGCUGUCGUAGUGUUGUGAAGAGACCAAUCAUAUUACUGAGAAGAAACCACAAGUUGAAAUCAUUGUAACUCAGUAGUCAGAAUUUGAUUAUCGCGUUGAAGAAUAAAAAUCUGGUUGAAGAGUGAACUGUCUACAACUGUUUAAGUGAGAGCUCUAAACCAUUGGUCAAGUUUGGGGAACACAAAACUUGUGCAGUCAAGUUCAUUGACCUUUCGUGAAAGAUUGUGUGGACUGGAUCAAUGCAUGGGAGACAUUAGCUGCAGUUAACAACUGAUGGAUAUUUUUUGCAAGAUUGAACAUCAGAAAAUCUGUCCAAUUCACCAUUUACCUCUUAGAUUUUUUUUAAAACAAUCAUGUAAGUUAUGACUAUGUCAUUGCUUCCCAGUUGCUACCACUAAUGGCUAUAUAGAGUUUCUUUUUGUCUCUCACUCUCUGUGCACUGUGCUUAACUUCCCUUAUUUAAUUAUUUGAUUGUAAAGAGUUUAUAUGAGUGACUAGAAAGCUUAACCUAAUAGAUUGAUUGGUGAUGUAACAUAGUAUAAGGAUGGAAGGUCUUGUAUUCAAAUUUUUGUAACAAACCGUUGUUUCUUCUCCAAUUAACAUUGAUUUCUACUUGUAGGUCUUCCACAAAUUUUCAAGCCUACAAGUAAGGAGAAUGUUAAAUAUUGGUAUAUUCAAAUUUACCAUAACUCUUUGGUUUAAGCUUUUGAUUGGUAAUUUAAUAAGAAACAUGAUGGAAGUAUCCCUGAUUGUUGAUUCUCUGUGUUGAGUUCUGUUCAUGGCUGUACUCUACUCCUUGUUAUAUUAUAUUUUAUUUAGGUGUGGAGAGUGAAGAAUAUGGAAGAGACACCGCCAUCUGGCUUUAGAGAGGAGAAUGAGAAAGAAAUCCCACGUUGCAAGGUACCCGUUUAUUUUAAAGCUAAGGCACAACUCAUCAGAUAUAUAUUGUAUUUUGUUUAGAGGAGUAUGGAUGAUUUGGUCGGUAUUAUUCUAUCUUGAACUGCAAGUUUAGUCAAAACCUGGGAAGGGAGGUGGAUUCUCUUGUUUCCUUAUUGUUAAUUGUUAUUAGAAGUGAAAUAUUAAGAUAUGAAUGGAAGAUUUUGGUAUCUCAUGUGAAUAUUUUAGAUACUUGAGGCAUUGACUAACUUAUGAAGUAUUGAGUGCAAUGUGGGGUCGGCGCCGGCCCUCCUUUCCAGCCGGAAUCAUGGUUCUAACACACUAAAAUAUUAACAAACGCAUUGGAUUUUAGGAAAUCUUCUCCUUACGAGUUUUGAGAUCCUUUUUUUCCUUUUUAUUUUACAAAAAGUUCAAUAACAACAUGUGAGAGGUGAGUGAAAGUGGUGAUUUAAACCUUUGACUUUUGAUCAAUAGUUAUCUAGUUGAGCUAUUGUUGGUAGAAUUUUGAGGUUAGUAGAGAUAUUUUACCUUUCUAAUUAUUAAUUAUUAAAUUUAUAGGCUUUACAAAUUUAAGUACAUUAAAUCAAUCAUUUGCAUUAUUGCACACUUGACUUUACAAACAAUAAACUCUUUUCUAAGCACAAGCCGAUAGGGGUGUUCACAUUCAUUUUGGUUUGGCAACCAAACCAAACCGAAAAUUUUAGUUUUGGAUACACACCAAACCGGAUCGAUUAUUUGGUUGGAACCUUAAAUAUUUUAUCUGAUUUUCUUCUAUUAGCAUACAGUAAAUUUAUGUACUUUGGUUCCACUUUUAGCAUCAUAUAAACAAUUCAGUUUGGUUUACAAAUCCAAAAACCAAUCAAACAAAAUUUUGAUUUUCUUACAAUUUAAAAUCUAAUUGAACCAACUUCAGUUAAAAAUGAAUUUCUGAUUCGAUUCAAUUUGAUUUGAUUGCAUGGAGUAAACAACCCUACAAGCAGGUAGAUUUAUUAGCACAGAGUCAGGUUGUUGGGUACAGCAAGAUUAGUCAGUAAUAUAUGGUUUUUCAUCUUUACAAAUAUAAAAUUAAGCUUUGCAAACCCAAUAUUUAUAAAUCCCAUAAUAUAUUAUGAGUCAAAUAUCCUUGAUUGGUUAUAUUCCUCCAAAAGUCAAGGCCUGAAGUCAACCACCACCUGAAUAUGGUAAGCCAAGUUUGUACUAUAAAAAUGCCUUUGCUUCUUCCAUUUUUCAGAAACCAACAAAAAGGAGAAAUAGAAGAAGAAGCUGCUGGUCUUGUGUGUUUUGGCAGAAUGAUAGGCAUGGCAUUAUGCAGAGGUUCAAUGUCCAUGGCCACCAUUGUCUUCUUAACUUGUGUGUGGAUCCCUUUGAGCCAACUGAAGGCAGCCAUUUCGAGCAUGUUCGACAUUCUAUCGGGUCGAACGUGUCAGAUGCUCACGACAGCGUCGCUGCCAUGUGAGGUAAAACUUCUGGUUUGUAGGUUCGAAGAGCUGCAGCGUGCAGUUGGAUCAGAGGAGGAAAUUUGCUCUGUUUGCUUGACGGAGUUCACCAGAGAGCAUUUGGUGAGCCAAUUGCAUAGAUGUAGCCAUGUUUUCCACCUAGAAUGUAUUGAGAGUUGGCUACAAAGAAACCAAUUUACCUGCCCUCUCUGCAGAUCCUUCAUCUUCCAACCAUUGUGAAUCUUUUAGAAUCUCAAUUUGGCUGUUUCGAAAAGAUAUAGUUCAACUAGUAUGACAAAAUUGUGUUGUUGAUUAUAUUGAUGGAUAGAUUGUUGAAUGUGA
Cucumis sativus (cucumber) is the source of this 3870-nucleotide messenger RNA. Its product is annotated as pentatricopeptide repeat-containing protein At4g38150. NCBI's taxonomy places the organism in Eukaryota, Viridiplantae, Streptophyta, Magnoliopsida, Cucurbitales, Cucurbitaceae. The transcript is spliced from 2 exons. The coding region runs from base 109 to 1191 and encodes 360 amino acids. Gene Ontology annotation, molecular function: protein binding. The record is from RefSeq and is a predicted model, not a curated record.